AUGGAGGCCUCAGAAAUAGCGGAUUGUCAUCCCGCAACUGCUAUAGAGACAUUUAAACUCGCGAUGAUUCAGGGGACGAAGUUCUACACUUCCUUAGUCAAGUAUUCUCCUCCCGACAUGCAGACUCUAAAUGCCAGGGCCCAGAUCUAUAUUCGGCUUAAGGAAAAUAUAGCCCACCGAGCGCAGCACGCCACCCUCGUGACAGUGGAAAACAAGCCUCGAGAAAGAGUUCCAACUCCAAAGAUUCAAAAAAGCCAACGUUCCUCAACGCCGGUCACCCACGCACCUGAAAAGAAACAAAGGGUAGAAGAAGGAUUUACACCUCUCCGAACUACCUCGGCUCGGCUCUUCCAAGAGAAUAAGACGAAGUUCACAACUCCGCAGCCAAUAAAAUCCCUCAGGCGACAGGUAGAGAAUAUGAUCGCCAGAGGUGAGUUGACGGAUUACCUCAUGACAAAGGAGUAUACAAAGCCCUGCGAGGUCUAUCCCAGCAAGGUCAAAGGUACGCAAGUAAAAGUCAUCCAUGCAAUACAUGGCAAGUCUGAAGAUGAUCAAGAGUCCAGGGAGGUGUACAGAUCCAGACUGAGGGCGACCCACAAGCUCAGGAAGAUAUCCUCAGUCAAUGCUAUCAAUUUGGGAAGCAUCAGUAUUGGAUUCGGAGAUGGCGACCUAUCCAGAGUGCAACUCCCCCACGAGGAUCCAUUGGUCAUCAGUAUUUUAGUGGCCAAUUGUAUGAUCAGGAGGGUUUUGGUAGAUCCAGGAAGUAGCACCAACAUAAUCACAAAGACGGUCUUUGAUCAGUUAGAGAUCCCGUCAUCAUCAAUUCGACCUACCUCCAGCCCGUUGAUGGGAUUCAAUGGCACAAGAGUAGAUCCCCUUGGAGUAAUAGACUUAUCUAUAACCACGGCGAAAAUGACUCUGAAGGAGAACUUUGUUUUAACAGAGAUCCAUCAUUCUUACAAUCUCAUUAUGGGAAGAGGCUGGAUACAUCGGAUGAGAGGAGUUCCGUCCCUUCACCAGGUGAUGCGGUGCUUAUCUCUGGACGGAAAAGAAGUAAUUAAUCUGUGGGGCGAUCAAGUCGCAGCGAAUGAAUGCUAUAUGUUGACACUAGUUGAAGCGAAGAGGGUGUCGACUCAACAACAACCAGAGGAGGAAGAGGAAAUUGCGAAGCCCACCAAGGAGACCCUCGAAGCCGUAGAAGUUAUCCUCGGCGACCCUCAGAAGGUUACUUAUCUAGGCUCUUCUUCCACAUCCGAAGAAAAUGAGGCAUUAAUUGAGGUUAUCCAGAGCAAUACAGAUGCCUUUACGUGGGAUCACUCGGACAUAGUAGGGAUCGAUCCCUUAGUUUCCUGCCAUAGUUUGAAGGUGGAUCUGGAGUUCAAACCGGUUAAGCAGAAACACCGAAGGUUUACCCUUAAACGCAAUCACAUUAUAGCUGAAGAAGUGAGCAAAUUGUUGCAAGCAGGUUUCAUUCGAGAAGUGCAAUAUCCACAGUGGUUGUCAAACGUGGUGGUCGUAUAA
This is a messenger RNA of Cornus florida, 1521 nucleotides long. RefSeq lists its product as uncharacterized. The transcript is spliced from 3 exons. The coding region runs from base 1 to 1521 and encodes 506 amino acids. The record is from RefSeq and is a predicted model, not a curated record. NCBI's taxonomy places the organism in Eukaryota, Viridiplantae, Streptophyta, Magnoliopsida, Cornales, Cornaceae.